UUCAUGAUCCUCAUUCAAGCUCCCUUGCCAAACCUCGAGCCAUCAACAUCAACCGACCUCAAUUGCGUUUCUACCCCCGACCCAACCCACCUUUGACAGGUUGUCGCUCGCUUUCCCUUCGCUGCGCCCGUAGCAGCUACCAUCUACAACAACAACAACUGCUUUCUUAUCUUAGCUUUGCGACAGCAACCACACCACCGCAAUCAUGCCUUUGAAUCUCUUCCGAGUCGCCGCGGAUUUUUCGCAUCUCGGCUCCAUCUUCAUCUUGCUUCACAAGAUGGUGCAGCUUAACAGCUGCUCAGGUAUCUCUUUCAAGUCUCAGACACUGUACAUGCUUGUCUACAUCACCCGAUAUCUCGAUCUUUUCUCAACCGACAGCAUCUACAACUUCGUCUUCAAGAUCCUCUUCCUCGGCUCGCAAGGUUACAUCAUCUACCUCAUGACCAACGCUUACAAGCCCACCAACGACCCCAAUGUCGACACCUUCCGUGUUCAGUACCUCCUUGCUGGAGCGGCUGUCCUCGCCGUCGCCUUCCCCUACCACUACACCUUUUCUGAGAUUCUGUGGGCCUUUUCCAUCUGGCUCGAGUCGGUGGCUAUUCUUCCCCAGCUUUUCAUGCUUCAGCGAACUGGUGAGGCCGAGACCAUCACCACCCACUACCUUUUCGCCCUUGGCAGCUACCGCGCUCUCUACAUCCCCAACUGGAUCUACCGAUACUUUUCCGAGACACACCACAAGGUCGACACCAUUGCCAUUGUCGCCGGUAUCAUCCAGACCGUCCUGUACAGCGACUUCUUCUACGUCUACUACACCAAGGUUAUGAAGGGCAAGAAGUUCAAGCUCCCCGUCUAAGCGACAAAACCGAUAUACCUGUACGAAGAGGGCGACAAAGCUCUCGAAAUGUGUCCCAUGUUCGCUGACACAGUAACGAUGAAGUAGCCAAAAGGCAAGACAAGACCGCAGUUUUGGUCACGACAACUCCGGCUUCAGGAGAUGCAUGCACGGCGUUGGUUUGGGAGGUCAACAAGGCGGUAAUCACAAAGGCGUCGCCGUUUGGCUUGGAGAUUUGAGGAAAAUGAUAGUUGAUUUCAAUGCUGUAACCAGUCAAAAUAGAGAGUUGUAUUUGUUGAAAAUUGCUGUCAAUUGCUGUCGCUUGAUGAGGCAGUUGAGACUGCCUUUGAGAGCGGUGCAAUGCAGCAGUUUAUGAAUAAUUGAGAGAAGAAAUUCACAUGAG
Messenger RNA from Fusarium graminearum PH-1, 1235 nucleotides. RefSeq names its product ER lumen protein retaining receptor 1. The record is from RefSeq and is a predicted model, not a curated record. The transcript has 4 exons. Lineage: Eukaryota; Fungi; Ascomycota; Sordariomycetes; Hypocreales; Nectriaceae. The coding region runs from base 206 to 853 and encodes 215 amino acids. Gene Ontology annotation, biological process: endoplasmic reticulum to Golgi vesicle-mediated transport; protein retention in ER lumen. Gene Ontology annotation, cellular component: cis-Golgi network; endoplasmic reticulum; membrane. Gene Ontology annotation, molecular function: ER lumen protein retrieval receptor activity.